Molecule: messenger RNA, 4566 nt
Organism: Condylura cristata (star-nosed mole)
Lineage: Eukaryota; Metazoa; Chordata; Mammalia; Eulipotyphla; Talpidae
Gene: RRP15
Product: ribosomal RNA processing 15 homolog (S. cerevisiae)
Exons: 5
Coding region: 210-1031 (273 amino acids)
Biological process (GO): maturation of LSU-rRNA; maturation of 5.8S rRNA
Cellular component (GO): preribosome, large subunit precursor
Source: RefSeq, a predicted model, not a curated record
GGCCAGCGGGGGACAGGGUGGAAAGGCACCGGAGAAGAGCCUCACUGGACCCUACCCGCGGCUACAGGGCGGCCACUAACGCAAGAGACGCCAGUCCCGGAAGUCCAGCCUUCUGAGUCCCUCCCGGAACCUGUGUCCCCGGAACUAAAGGCCGACGUUCCUGUCGUGACCACGGAACGCGUCUCUCUGGGCGCUUCCGGUGAGGGAAGAUGGCUGCGGCCAUUCAGGACACACGUGCGAGCGCGGGGAAGAAGCAGAAGAAUUCCCUGAAGAAAAAGAAGAUGAAAGUAGUAGCCAGGGUUGUAACAUCGGAGGUGGAAGAUAAGGACAGAGACGCUGCCGCCACUGGAGGUUCUGUAGGAAACUAUGGAUCGGAAAAGGAUCACUUUUCUUCUGAUGAUGAAGCAAUAGAAGCUGACAAUGAGGAUGAAGUUGAACCUUGUGAUGAUGACAGUGAAAAUGCUGCAAAAUCCAGUGCUGGAGCUAAUGCUGGCUGGGCAGAUGCCAUGGCUAAAAUUCUUAACAAAAAGACUCCUAAAAGUAAACCCGCCAUUCUGGUCAAAAACAAAGAGCUGGAAAAGGAAAAAGAGAAGUUAAAGCAGGAGAGACUAGAGAAGAGAGCACAGCUUGAUAAGAAGCGGGAAUGGGAAAUGAUGUGCAGAGUGAAGCCAGAUGUUGUCAGAGACAAAGAAACUGAGAGAAAUCUUCAGAGAAUUGCAACAAGAGGAGUGGUGCAGUUAUUCAACGCUGUCCAGAAGCAUCAAAAGAACGUGGAUGAGAAGGUGAAGGCAGCCGGGGGCUCUGUGAGAAAGCGCGCUAAGUUGAUAUCAACUGUUUCCAAGAAAGAUUUCAUCAGUGUUCUGAGAGGGAUGGAUGGUGAGAAAAGUUCACCUGGGAAAAACCCAAAAGCCAAGCAGAGUGCGGUGGAGGCAGAAGAGGGUCCAGGAUGGACCAUCCUCCGAGAUGACUUCAUGAUGGGAGCAUCCAUGAAGGACUGGGACAAGGAAAGUGAUGGGCCAGACCACAGCUGACCGGGACCUGCCAGCCAGCUGGACGUGUGAUGACAGUGGUUUAGUUUUUUGUAGAAAAAAAUACUUCACGCUCCGAAAGCAGGGACGUUAUAAGGACACCAUUUGUUAGACAGCUAAAGACUUUUACUGUUACCAGCUUUCAUGUUUCCCUAUUUUCACAUAAACUCUGUUAAAUUUGUAUUUUCAAACUUUGUAUAGUUUAAGCAUCAUUCAUCAAAACAGUUGUAAAAAGCAUCAUUUCUGUGCUGGGCCAGUGAGAUGACACGCUACCAGGCCGCUAGCGACAGGCGUACGGGGAGGUCAUGGACAGGGGUGCUUGGUUUGGUGUCACCUGUGUUUCUGGAAUGCAGUUCUGGUUCAUAGUGAGAAUGAACUCAACCUUAGUAUGUUUCAUUUUGGAGCUGCUGCCCGAGGUGUGUGUAGUUUUUGAUGGGGCAUGAGUUGGUUGUUUUGGGGAACUGUUAAGAAAAAGCUAUGUAGUAAAAUUUUAAACUAUUGUGUUUGUGAUUUUGGAUUCAUUAUUUCCUUUUUUAUGCUAAGUAAUAUGUUAGUUUAUCUGUAGAUAAAGUCUUAGAUGUAUUUAAGUUUAGAUUAUGUUAGCAUGAGAGAUUUACUGAGGUGGAAAUUCUCAUGUUUAACUUCCACGUGAGGCAUGGUUUCUUAGGAAGUGACUUGACAAGUGUUAGUGCCUUUCCCCCCAGUAGCUGAGUCAGCUUAACUUUCCCGUGCAGACAGGUGGUGAUGCGGUGGAGGGGUACAGCAGGAGUGGGCAGCAGAGUGCCGCUCUGUGGGGAGCUUGAUGUCCUCACGUUGGGUUUGAGAUUUUCCAGUUGGAUGAUUUUUGGUAUAUAGCUGUUAAACAAAAGAGAAGAGGAAGUAAUUUAGUAUCAUCCUAAAAUGUCUAUGAAACUGGACCUCCUUUCCGAAGCUUAUAAGAGAAUGCUUUAAGUCGUGGGAUCUUCCCCUUCCUCCUCUCUCCAGCUUGCUAGGGUAAGAACGCGCCCUCCCAGUGCCCACUCACACACACUUGCAUCUGCUAUGUGUGGCCAGGUGGCCCUCUUCCCCAGCCCUGUGCUAGCAGAGCUGUUUAUGCCUUCAAAUCUAUUUGGGUGUUACCAGUCCUGUGUACCGGAAGUUGAGUUAGUCCGUGGCCUGGUUUUUGUGACCAUAAAGGAAGGUCCCCUUCUGAGUUACCAAGUGGUCACGCCAGCAGAACUUAAAAUGCGUGUUUGUAUUGACCCCAACUUUUGAGUCUUAUUGAAUUAUGCAACUGCCAUUCUUUUGGUGUAAUAUAAACAAACAUGAGCAGGUUCCUCAGUGAUAUGGGAGUGCUGGAUACCUGGGUGUAAUUUAAUACAGAUAUUUCUAUGAAAGCCAGCGUGUAGAUAAUUUUGGAAAGAAUUAUUUGUACCACUAAAAAUAUUGUUUUCCUCCCCCAAAUUAAAGAUGAUACUCUAUGUUUUGCUAUGAAUCUAUGUCUGGAUCAUACUAUAACUUUAAUAGAAUUCCUCUGAAUAGCACAUCUGGGUGGUAGGAGUGGGUGAAUCACUUCUCACUUAUGAAAAGUUGUUUUAAAACAUAUUCAUUGUGUAACCAUUGGUUUAAACAUUUAGAAAAAUUGAAUAUUUUCAAAAUGAAAGAGGAGAAUGUUUAAACACAUUCUCUUUCAGAAAUUACUAUAUUGCAAAAUAAUAUUUGAAUUGCCACUACAAGAAAAAAUAUGACUGAUGUUUGAUGACUGUGUAGGUAUAAUACACAUUGUAUGAAGUAGUUUUUACCAUACAGCUGUGAUUAGUUUGUAGUAUUUCUGCAUCCUAGUUAUAUGAGUUUUAAGCAAAAUACCACCACUUCUAAAUAAGCAACUAAAGAUGAGCACGUAAUUGCAGACUAAAUGACUCUCUUCAAAUGAACAUUUAAAUAAUGUAGCUCUUUCACCUCUACCCUAAGUAUUUUACCUACAUUUAAAUUCUCUAACAUCAAUCAGAAGAAUAAUUUCAUCAUCCUACAUUGUCUUUGAGAUAAAAAAGAAUUGCAACCCCUAUUUGUCUGAACAUAACAUUGUCAGGGUUUUAUUUUUGGUGACUACUUCAAGUAACAGACUAGUGAAGAGGCUACUUUUUUUUUUUAGAAGCUCAGGGCAGUAGCUAAUAGGUGCAGUUCCUGGCACUGUUCCCUGCCCUGGCUGGGCAGACGCUGAGUGUUGAGCACUAAGUCAAAGUCAAAGAUGCCACCGUUUUGGACUGGAAAUAACUUAGGGACAUCUUGGUUGGUGAGCUUACCACUUCACGUGUAGCUGGAACACAAAUUGGUUAUGGAGAAUUCUGCAGAGGUCAAGGCUGAUUCAUUGGAAAUCACUCCUUGGAAACCCCGUGGAUGGAAUAGUUUGAGGCUCAUUUUCAGGACAUAGAAUGUUAAGACUCGCUAAGAGGCGCUGGGAGGUUUUUCUGGGGUUAACUUUGAGUUCUUAAAAAUAUUUUGUGUCUUUUGAAACAAGUGGGUGAGAAGAAAAAUUUAAAUCUGGAAAAUCUCUUAGGGCUCUUCAGAGUAGUUUUGCCCAUAAGCAUAUACCUAACUAACAUCACGUGGUCACCGCUGUGCUAUUCUUGACACCAGUACUGGUCUCAAGCACUUCAUUUAAAAGCUCUUUCCCCCUAUUUUAUAGACCCCUGAGCUGUCCAGGUUACAGUAAGCCUGAAGGCUGAAUUGUGAACUGAAAUAGGGACUAAAUGAAGACAAACUGUUAAAGGACUCAUUAGAUUUAAGAAAAUCAUUGUCAAGGAAUCCUUGAAGAACAAAUAUUUCUAUAAAAGAGAUGAAAUCAAUAAGUUGGCACUUAACACAACGUUUGAAUAACUUCUUCCUUCUCUCUGUAUUCAGUUAUUUUGUUAUUAGAGGUUUUUGGUAAUACUACGUAUGGGGGAGGAAGCAUGUGUGUGUUCUCAUCGUCCAGGAGGGUGGGAAACCAAGCUGCCCCGCUGCGGCGGCUGCUUUCCUGCUGUGUACACGGCAGGACCCUGUGUACACGGGUGACCCUGCCCUCCAGUGGCCAACCCUACAAGCCACUGGACCCGUUCCCCAGAGCCCCACCCUCAGGACCUUACCUCACAAAGCGUUUACCUCUAAAUUACUCUCACUUUGAGAUUUAGGACUCCCAAAUAUGAUUUGGAAAGACAUACUCAUUCAGUCUACAGCAGCAUAUGAAAAUAGCAAAUAGUACAUUUCUAGCUUAGGUUAGAGCAACGUCAGCCACCAUUGUUUCUUAACUUUGUUAACAGACUUAUGUAGAAAGUAAAUCAUUUUCCUAUUGUUAAUAAAGCACCCGUUGAAGAGCCUGUUAGAAUCAUUUGAGUAAUGAUACUGCUUAUGACCAAAAAAUAAAAAAAAUCAUUUUCCUCCUGUAAAGACCAGAAUGUUGUAUCUCCUCUUCCUUUUUCAGUUUCUGCAGUAAGAUCUCAUGGUAUGAUUUGAAUAGUGUGGCAAUUUGGUUUAACAAAUUUGAAAUAAUUUGAAAUAAAUCAGUUCUGCCAGGACUUAA